UAUUUUUUUCUCAGUCUAAAAAUAUAUUCUUACAAGUUUGGAUAUUGUCUUCUACUAAUAUUAAACCUAUAAACAAAACAAAACACACACAUAUGAUGAAUUCUUAUCUGAUCACGUUCACUCUCCUCUCCCGAUACCAACAACUCUGCCUCCUCCGAACGCUUUGGCCGUUUAAAAUCGUCGCUAAAAAACAACUCGAGCAAGUGGGCCCGAGCUGGCGUCGCGGUGACCAUCACCGAUAUCAAACGGAUCCUAAGACUCUUGCUCGAAACGCGGAAACUUAUCAAGUUCCUCCUCUCUUCUUUAGGAUAUCAUAAGGACUCUGUGUUAAACCAAUGGCUUCGGAGAGCGGCUUAAACGGAGAUUCAAAUAUAGUAAAAGAAGCAGAAGUGAAGAAAACAGAGAAGAAAGAAAGAAGAUCAUGAGGAAACAAAAACGGUGCCGUUCUACAAGCUAUUUGCGUUUGCAGAUUCUUUCGACUUCCUUUUGAUGAUCCUGGGGACGCUUGGAUCUACUGGAAACGGUCUUCGCUUCCCUAUUAUGACCAUACUAGUAGAUGCUUUUGGAGAGAACCAGACGGACUCAAAUGUUGCCGACAAAGUAUCUUUUAAGUUUGUAUGGCUUUGGAAUCGGUACUUUUGCCGCUGCUUUUCUCCGUCUCUGUGGGUUAGAAGAAACCUAAUUGGACGGGAGAACUUUUGGGUUUUGGAUCCUACGAAUAGAGGCAGUUGGAUUUGGCGUGCUAUAGGCGACAGAUUUAGAUCUGUCAAUGAGAAAUUAACGGCUAUCUAGAAAGCAUUACAUAUCAAUUUGUGAAUCUUCAAUAAGUAAUGGGCUACUCGGAAAGACUCAGUUGGUUUUCUUCACAUUCAUACCAAACAGAAAAGAGUUUCAGUUCGUUUUGCUAUAUGAUUGUUUUAGAUAGUGCUUAUCGGGUCAAUAAGGAUGCGUCGUCUCCCGCAUACAUAUGUAUUCCCAAUACAUAAUAAUGUGAAUGUGAUAGUACGCUUUCAGUCAAGUAAACCCUGACAUUACUCCUCCUCGUGGUUCGUGGGUUUGUAUAUAUUGUCUCAUUGAGGUAUUUGUACUUUUGGAUAAAUUUAUUGUCUUCUACCU
Molecule: messenger RNA, 1116 nt
Organism: Raphanus sativus (radish)
Lineage: Eukaryota; Viridiplantae; Streptophyta; Magnoliopsida; Brassicales; Brassicaceae
Product: ABC transporter B family member 4
Exons: 3
Coding region: 490-792 (100 amino acids)
Source: RefSeq, a predicted model, not a curated record